This is a messenger RNA of Cinara cedri, 3381 nucleotides long. The record is from the annotation of a GenBank genome assembly. Lineage: Eukaryota; Metazoa; Arthropoda; Insecta; Hemiptera; Aphididae.
AUGCGCGGCGAAGACGUUUCGUGCCGCGAUGUUUCGGGGUUCCAGACGCGCGACGCGAGUGGCGUUUCGUAACGUUUAACGGAUUUUAUGUAACAACAUCGACAGACCCGUUAAAAACGGUUCGAAGUAAACGCAGCGCCGCCGCGGCAACUUCGUCUCCGGCCGUCCGGCACGCCACGGGCGGGCGGUCGGGUGCGCGGGCCGCGCGCGUCGUGCAUUACGGCGGGACGCGUACCGCAGGUGUACGGGUACGGGCCCGGGCGCGCGAACUGCCGGGUUACAGGUGCCCGGGCGAAACGGCGCACCCGUCCGUCGGGGGCUUCUGCGCGGCCGGCGGAGCGGCCAGAGCCGUUGGGUUUCGCGCGGUCGUUUCGGAGGUACGCGCGACCCGCUUGGCUUUGCGCGAACGGACGGAAUUAAGCGAGAACCGGGUCCGCCGUGCCGGCGCCGCGGCGUCACGGAACGUUUUUUUUUUUUAUUUUUCACGACUCGUCCGCGACGUCCACGGCUUCGGGGUCCGGCGGGUCUCGCCGCCGUAAAACCGUAAACGUAAAAGCGCGCGCUUACGGUCGCGUUACAAUAUCGUGCGCGCGCGUACGCGUACCUACGCUUGUGCGCGACACCAGACACGGGCAACGGUCCGAAAUCGCUUUUUUUUUUUUUUGUUUUCUCACUCCUUUUCAAGUAUUUUCAAACGCGUUUCGUUCCCGACCGAGCGAAAAACGUCCGAAAUUACCGACGGUAAUUUGCAAUACCGAUAUUUCGCGCGGAACUCAUCGGCGCGGCGUCCGCAACAUUACGCGCCCGCGUCACCGCCGAUAAACACGCGGGCGCGCGUAUUGCGGUUGUCGAUUUGUCCGUCCCGCGUCACGGAGCCAGCGUCACGGUCGCUCGUCGUUCGUCGCGUCCGCGUCGAUCCGCCAGCGACAAUUUCCGGGGUUUAAAUACUAUAGAAUAAAUCAGGCAAAAUGUGCAUUCAAUAAGAAAAAGAACCUGUUCACCUCCAGAAGCAUAGAUAUUACCAUCCGAAAGGAUUUGAUUAAAACAUACGUGUGGAGUGUGGUGUUAUGUAGUAGUGAAACUUGGACGGUCGCUAAAGCAGAAGAAAAUAGAUUAUUGGCUUUUGAAGCAUGGUGUUGGAGAAGGACGCAAGGAAUAAGCUGGAGAGAACAUAUGACAAACGAUGAGGUAUUCGCAAAAGCUAAAGAACGAAAAAUGUUUCAUGAAAAGUUUGAAGAAAAGAAGAACCAAAUUAAUAGUACAUAUACUAAGACAUAACAGCCUAUUGAAAAGAAUUAUGGAAGGAACGAUAGUAGGAAAGAAUGUAGUUGGUAGACCACCUCUGGACUACUUACAACAAAUAAUUAGGGAUGUGGACGUCCCAGGCUACAGACACGUGAAGAGGAAAGCGGAAAAUCGGGAAGAAUGGAGAGUUGCAACAAAUCAGCCCCACGGCUGCUAACUAAAAAAAAAAAAAUAUUUCGGCAGUUUUCCUUUUGGAAAAAGUCGACGACGCGCGUAGACGUUAUCGCGCCGGGUAGUUUGUCGACUAUUCCGCGGUAUUAACGAUCGGUAUCGAAUUUCAAUGUUCCCACGGCGGCCGCGGUACAGACUUCGCUGUGCGGACGCGGAACGAAAUGACGUACCGGGUAUUUUUCGAACGGAUUUUCAAACACGAGUCCGUAUGAAACACAUUGCUUAAUGCGAUAAAAUCAACCAUAUAACAGUCGAUCCGUGGCAUUGGGCUACAUUAAUGUAUUCGAACAUAAGUCAAUUUAAUACAAAAUAUUGUACUGUUCAAUUGGCUGCGACUUAAAAUCGUGUCAAAUUUUUUUUGUUUUUCAAUAUUGUCCUCCGCAUGCACGCCGUCCGAGGACAACGAUUAAUUAUUAUAUUCGAUGUUCCGAGUGUGCUAUCGGAAUGAUAUAUAUGUAUAUUAUUAUUUUAUGUCGUAUUUUAAAUAAAACAUUUUUUACACAACCAUAUUUUGUUUUUGUAAAUAGCUACCACGUUGUUAUAUUCCAAAUACUUUUUUUUAUAUACAACAUAAAUGUAUUCCAAAUUGUUCUGCCCACCGCGACGUACGUACAAAGUAUAUACCCACACGAAACACCGUGAGCCCGACGAGUUUUAUACGUUGUUAAUUCAGGGUCGAUAUGUUUAAAACGUUUAAAAAUACCUUAAAAUAUUUGAAACGUUUUGAACGCGCCAAUUUUUUCGUAUAAAUUAUUUAAAAUUUCAAAAUUUUAAAAUCGCAUAUACAGAGAGGAACGAAAAAAUGUAUUAUUUUGUUCUCCGUGUAUUUUUCGAGAGGGGGGAAUAGAAAUCGACAAAUUAUUUUAUUCGGUAACUUUUUGGGUUGUGAACUGGUCGCGGAUUAUACUUCGAAAAGUAAAAUUAUUUGUGUAAUGCGCGGAUACCCCUUCUUCUUCUUUUUUUUUUUUUUUAAACCGCAUUUUAAUUGAAAUGAAUAACAACUAAUGGAUUCUAGUAAAAAUGUAAAAUCACUAUAAUUAUUUGUUAGGUCAUAUAGUUUACCACAACAAUAAAAUUGAUAACGAAAAUAAUAAAAAAUGCAUUGCUUUAUAACAUGAACAACAGUAUUAGUUUAAAACUGUUUUAAAUUUAUUUUUUAAUGGAGAAAAAAACAUUGUUUUGACGUUUAAAAUUUUUAAAAAAUACUCGUUUAAUUUUUUUUUUUUUUUUUUUUUUUUUUUGUCAAUCCCAGUUGUUACAAUUAUUACUGUGCACAACUAUGUAAUGCGUUGGUCGUGUAAAUUUUGAACACAGCACGCUUGAUUAUAUCAUAGUAAGUUAUGCCAAUUAAAAAUGUCUAGAUGACAGAUAUUAGAAGUGUGUCAGCGAAGCCCCCGUGGAUUCUUCGAGGUCAGUACCUAUAUUCGAAGAGUAAAGGCAGUCCGAGGACGUUUUGCAGAUUAAAAUUUGUUUUGUUUUUUAUACAGUAUAUAAUAUUAGACUUGUCUGUGCGGACCAUACAGUAUAUAGUACAUAAUGGAAAACCAUCAACAGAUAUAAAGCAAUAAUGUCAAUUGACUUGAAAUACUAACUAUUUUUUUUUUUUUUUUUAAAUAGUUAUUGCCAUUUACCCAGCGAAAAUUAUUAAACCUGGAGUUAAACCCACGUUCGAUUCCGGGAACAUCGAACCGCACUUCUUUUGUAACUCUGAACUCGGCACCCGUUAUUGGGUAAAAAUUGCUGAUGAUACCUAUAUUGAAAUAAUGACAAUAUUGCAAAAUAUUAUGUAUGUUACAGGCACAAUUUUUUUUUUUUUUUUUUUUUUAGUUAAGAGUUACGCUGUCUGAACACUGUGUACAGCGCCCAAAUCUAAUUGGGCAAAACAGAUCAAACAUCGUAAACUAA